Molecule: messenger RNA, 1744 nt
Organism: Hevea brasiliensis (rubber tree)
Lineage: Eukaryota; Viridiplantae; Streptophyta; Magnoliopsida; Malpighiales; Euphorbiaceae
Product: adenine DNA glycosylase
Exons: 7
Coding region: 177-1580 (467 amino acids)
Biological process (GO): mismatch repair; base-excision repair
Cellular component (GO): nucleus
Molecular function (GO): 8-oxo-7,8-dihydroguanine DNA N-glycosylase activity; oxidized purine DNA binding; 4 iron, 4 sulfur cluster binding
Source: RefSeq, a predicted model, not a curated record
UUUGUUAUGUGAUGCAUGUCAAUUCCCAAGUAUAGCCUUGCAGGCCCGAAACCGGAUGUGCGCGUCCUUGGUGGAAUCGAAUUCUCAAAGGUUUCUGUAACUCCAAAGUCCAACCCCAAGUAGAAGCAGCACUUUUACUACGGAGCCAAGGCUCCCACUUGGUUCCAAUUGCAGCAAUGGAGGACUUGAAAGAACCCAAGAGGAAGAGAAAUGCUCAACCGUGGAAGAAGAGCAAAUUGAUCAGCAAAGAUGAGGAAGCAAUUCCCGAUAUUGAAGACAUUUUCAGCGACAAAGAAACCCAGAAAAUCAGGGAAUCAUUAUUGGACUGGUACGACCAUCACCAGAGAGACCUCCCUUGGAGGAGGAAACAAACAAACCCACUUCAAGUUGAAGAAGAAGAAGAGAAAGAGAAAAGGGCAUAUGGGGUUUGGGUAUCUGAAGUGAUGCUACAACAGACUAGAGUUCAGACUGUGAUUGAUUACUACAACCGUUGGAUGCUUAAAUGGCCCACUCUUCAGCAUCUGGCCCUCUCUUCUCUUGAGGAGGUGAAUGAGAUGUGGGCAGGUUUAGGCUAUUAUAGGCGGGCACGUUUUCUGUUAGAGGGAGCUAGAAUGAUUGUUACUAAGGGAGAUGGAUUUCCUAAUACAGUGUCUUCCUUACGGAAGGUUCCAGGAAUAGGAGAUUAUACAGCUGGUGCAAUUGCCUCUAUAGCAUUCAAAGAAGUGGUGCCUGUGGUUGAUGGGAAUGUUAUAAGGGUGCUAGCUCGGUUGAAGGCAAUUUCUGCAAAUCCAAAAGACUCAAUGACUAUCAAGAACUUUUGGAAACUAGCAACUCAACUAGUUGAUCCUUGCUGUCCUGGGGAUUUCAAUCAGUCACUGAUGGAACUUGGUGCAACUGUUUGCACUCCAUCAAACCCAAGCUGCACUUUAUGUCCUAUUUCCAGUCAAUGUCGUGCACUUUCAAUUUCCAAGCAGGAUAAGUCAGUAUUGGUUACAGAUUAUCCAACGAAGGUUGUAAAGGUGAAACAAAGACGUGAAAUUUCUGCUGUUUGUGUUGUGGAGAUAUUAGGAACCAAAGGUCCAAUUGAGGGUGACCAAUCUGAUAGUGGAUUUCUUCUUGUAAAGAGGCCAGACAAUGGUCUGCUUGCUGGUCUUUGGGAAUUCCCCACUGUCAAUAUGAGCCAAGAAGCUGAUUUAACCACAAGGAAAAAAGAAAUUGAUCACUUCCUGAAAAAAGUCUUCAGACUUGACCCGCAAAAGACAUGUAGCAUGGUUCUGAGGGAACACAUUGGAGAAUUUGUUCAUAUUUUCUCUCACAUCCGUCUCAAGGUUUAUGUGGAAUUGCUGGUAAUACAUCUUAAAGGUGGGAUGAGUGAGUUUUUUAGUAAGCACAAAAAUGAAGGUCCAAGCUGGAAAUAUGUGGAGAAGAAGGACCUUUCGAACUUAGGAUUGACAUCUGGAGUAAGGAAGGUCUACACUAUGGUUGAGAAGUUUAAACAGAGCAAGUUAUCCACUGAUUCUGCCCCAGCAAAAAAGAAAAGAACAAACAUGAGGAAACUAAGAUCGACUGGUGUGAAUUAGAUAUUGUUUGAUCAUCAUACUAGAUCAAUGAAAAAAGUUUUGUAGACUCUCUUGUCCUGAUGCCUGCUCAUAGACUGUAUACAUCAUUGUAAAUUUAUUCAGGAAAAAUUACUAUUUAGUUCCCUAUUUUAAUGAAACUAACUUUAGUCCCUUUAUUUAGUUUA